This is a messenger RNA of Panicum virgatum (switchgrass), 1740 nucleotides long. RefSeq lists its product as uncharacterized. The transcript has 2 exons. The coding region runs from base 154 to 1146 and encodes 330 amino acids. NCBI's taxonomy places the organism in Eukaryota, Viridiplantae, Streptophyta, Magnoliopsida, Poales, Poaceae. The record is from RefSeq and is a predicted model, not a curated record.
CGUCCGCGACGCUGUCGCCGCCGCCCCGGCUGCGCCCUGCGGCCGUCGGAGGUGAGCGCGGAUCCUUGGCGGGGAUCCUUGGCCGGCGGAGGAAGAAGGCCCGUGCCCUGCGACUUCACCCCCGAAUCGCCUGUUCUGCGGCGCCGAUUGCCGAUGGCGCCGACGUGUCGGCGGAAGGCGGAUCUAGCCCCUAGUUACGGUGGCAGUGAUGAUCUUUUCACAGUUGAGUUGCAUCAUGGUGGAUUUUUUGUUGGGUCUGGUCAGUUAAGGACUUAUGUGAAUGGAAAGAUUAGCUGGUUUGAUAAUUGUGACACUGAUACUUGGUCUCCCCUGUGGUUUGAGGAUUUCUUUGAGCAGCUAGGUUACACUGAUCUUUCGAAUUUGAAGGUCUAUUGGUUGUUACCGGGGAAGGAUCUGGCAGAUGGGUUGAGAAUAGUCACCAACGAUUCAGAUACGAAUGCUAUGGCAUCCGUGGUUGAUAGGGUUAAGACUCUGGUAGUCUACAUUGAUCAUGAUGAGACUUUUAGGGGUAUUGAUUGGGAUGAUGUGGUUAUAAACCCGAGUGCAGAAUUGCCCAAAGUUUUUAGCCCUUGUAAGGGUCCACAAGUUGAAAAUAAUGUGGGUGAGAGACUUCCUGAUUUCUCCAAAAAUCUGAGAAGCAUGUUUGAUGAACAACAGAAUUGUGAAGCUGCAGGAACUGAAAAUGGCAGUGUCAGUGAUGAUAGUGAGGACUCAGACUUUGUUGAUAGUGACAACGAGGUUGAUCAUGAUGAUGAUGAUCUGUUUGCAGACUAUGUUGAUGUUGAUGUCAUAGAUGAGGGAGCAGGUAAAGGCAAGAAAACUGGAAGGACAACUGCAACAACAAUUUUUGAUGGAGAAAAUGAAUCAAGUGAUGAUGAAGGACUGUACCUACCAAAUGAUGAGGGUCAAGUUAAUUUGAAUUUCAAGAAUUUUACACAUGAGGACUUGAAUAACCCUGCAUUUAAGGUUGGGAUGGUAUUUGAAUCAGUAAAGAUGUUAAGAAAGGCAAUAACUGAGUACAACUUGAAGAAUAGGGUUAACAUAAAGAUGCCAAGAAAUGAUCAGAGGAGAAUUAGAGCACAUUGUGCUGAUGGCUGCCCGGAGUUUGUAUGCUUCAAAAGAUAGCAGGGUUAAAGCUUUUAUGGUGAAGACAUAUUUUGGUGAACAUAAUUGCCAGAAGGAGUGGGUGUUGAAGAAGUGCACCUCAAAUUGGUUGGCUGACAAGUACCUGGACAGUUUCAGAGCUGAUGACAAGAUGAGUCUUGCCAACUUUACAAGAACUGUGCAAAAAGACUAGAACCUGACUCCAUUAAGAACCAAAUUGGCUAGAGCUAGGAGGCUUGCUCUAAAAAAGAUAUUUGGAGAUGAGAGUGAGCAGUACAACCAGCUUUGGGAUUAUGGACAAGAAUUGAGGAGAAGUAAUCCAGGUAGUACAUUCUAUCUAAAGACUGUGAACAGUCACUUCUCUAGUUGUUACAUGUCCUUGGAUGCUUGCAAGAGAGGAUUUCUGGCACAGUGCGGACCUUUCAUUUGUUUGGAUGGGUGCCACAUCAAGACCAAAUUUGGUGGUCAGAUCCUCACAGCUGUGGGUAUUGAUCCCAAUGAUUGCAUUUACCCAAUAGCAAUGGGUGUGGUUAUUGACGCUCAUUAGCGCCCCCGAUUUGUAUACCGCAAGCACACGGUUCGUGUAGCUUUUCCCUUAGAGUAUUCCCCCAAGGU